AUUGAGCGCUUGCACGGACCAGUUCGAUUACGUUAAAAUGGGCUUAGGCUUGCUGCUGUUGAUCGGGCUAGGCACACUUAUCUUCUGGCUAUAUAGAAUCAAUAAGGAAUACUAUGUGCUGGCCUUCUUUGCCAAGCGAGUGCGCACUAAGGAUGGACGACCCCUGAAUAGUAUAGCUCCAGUAGCUGAAGGAAGCACUAUAUUUGGAAACUCUUUCGAUUUGUAUGGCAGAAAUGAAUCUGAAGUGUUUAGUGAUAUGCGCGUUAGAGCCAAGAAAAUGGGUCGUAGCUACAUAGAAUAUGCCAUGGGCACAUCCAUAUAUUGUAUUAUCGAUGCGGACACCAUUGACGUCGUGUUAAAUGAUCAGAACCUGAUAACCAAGGGGCUCGUAUACGAAUUCUUGCAUCCGGCUCUACACACGGGCCUACUGACAUCAACCGGUCAGAAAUGGCACUCGAGACGCAAGAUGCUCACACCCACAUUUCAUUUCAAUAUCUUGGGACAGUUUGCUGACAUUUUCAAAGCCGAGAGUUUGAAAUUCGUGCAGCAAUUUGAAGGAAAGGCGGAAGCUUCUAUCUCUCUAAGUGAACUCAUACCAAGGUUUACUCUGAACAGUAUUUGUGAAACCGCCAUGGGUAUUAAACUGGAUGACAUGGCUGCCAAGGGAGAUCGCUAUCGUCACAGCUUCAGCAUGAUUGAAAAGAUCUUUAUAAAGCGAAUGAGCAAUCCAAUCUAUUGGAAUGAUCAUUUGUACAAUCUUUUCGGCUCCAGUGAGGACAAACGCUUCUUAAAGGAAGUUCAUGAUUUCUCUAGUGAAAUUAUAGCCAAACGUAGAAAACUUUUGGAAGAAGCAGAGAAAGAAAAGCAAAGCUCUCAAGAAGCAGACGAUGAUAUAUACAUCAACAAGAAACAGCGCUUUGCCAUGCUGGAUACACUUAUCUUUGCGGAAAAGGAUGGCUUAAUUGACCAUGCAGGAAUUUGCGAAGAGGUGGAUACGCUCAUGUUUGAGGGCUUCGACACCACGUCUAUUGGCUUGAUAUUUGGACUUAUGAACAUGUCUCUGCAUCAAGAUAAGCAAGAACUGUGUUAUCAGGAGAUAAGUGAACACAUAGCUGACGAUUUCAGUAAUUUGGACCUUAAUCAGAUCUCUAAAUUAAAAUAUCUGGAGUGUUUUGUUAAGGAGACGGUUCGCUUGUUUCCCUCGGUGCCGAUUAUGAGCCGUGAGACAGUCAAGGAAACAGAAUUGGCCAAUGGUCUGAUAUUGCCCCCAGGAGCGCAGAUUGUCAUGCAUAUCUAUGAAAUACAUCGCAAUCCCAAAUACUGGAGCUCACCUCUGGAAUUUCAACCCGAACGCUUUCUGCCUGAGAACAGCAAAGAUCGUCAUACCUAUGCCUAUAUUCCGUUCAGUGCGGGUCAACGUAAUUGCAUUGGUCAAAAGUUUGCCAUGCUCGAGAUGAAAACACUGCUCAUCGUAAUACUUAAAAAGUUCAACGUCUUGCCUCUCGUCGAUCCUAAAGAUUUCGUUUUUAAUACUGGCAUCACAUUGCGUUGUAAAAAUAAUAUUAAAGUGAAAUUAGUCAGACGCAGUUGAUUGUCAGCAAAAUUGCCCAUAAGCGGCUAUUUUAAGAAGUUUGUUUGACUAAUUUCGAAGCUAAUUGUGAAUAAGAUAUAUUUUGCUUAAAAUCUGUAAUUACUUCUUUUCUGUUGGCAUCAAUGCUUAGCUCAGAGCUCUAUAACAAAUAUUUACAAUUGGUUUUUUAGCUCAAUCACGAUGAUUGGGUUGCUUUUCAACUUCAAUAAGUUCUUAGCUCAAUAUCUAAACAACAACUGCGGAAAUAGUUUUUGAAUACUAAUAAUAGACUAAUAAAAAUUAUUCAAUAUUG
Drosophila hydei is the source of this 1883-nucleotide messenger RNA. Its product is annotated as cytochrome P450 4p1-like. The record is from RefSeq and is a predicted model, not a curated record. Bases 38 to 1591 code for a protein of 517 amino acids. NCBI's taxonomy places the organism in Eukaryota, Metazoa, Arthropoda, Insecta, Diptera, Drosophilidae. Gene Ontology annotation, molecular function: oxidoreductase activity, acting on paired donors, with incorporation or reduction of molecular oxygen; iron ion binding; monooxygenase activity. The transcript is spliced from 8 exons.